AUGAGUUUCCAUAAUAGAACGAAUUCAGCAUCAAGUGAUGGAGAUCCCUUUGAUAUUCCAGAAAAGUAUUAUGGGAUCAACACUGAUCCAGCAACCGCUAAAAAGGAUUCGAGGUUUGGAAGAGUAAGAACAUUUUCGGUUUUUGAACCAAAAUCAAGCUCAAAAUCAGAUUUAUUAAGUGAUGAUAGUCCUGACGAUAAGAGUGAUCCUACUAGUUUAAAUGCUAGUAGUGUUGACUUACAUUCACCAAGUUCGGACGAUAUUAUAUUACAAUCUCAACAUGCAUAUCAGGUUGAACAUGGGAACUCAAAUAGAAGACCCUCAAUUGUUCCAAUUUAUAAUCAAGAUUCCCCGUUUGAUGAUGCAAAGGAUAAACUCCCCAAUCCCUUAAGUAAAAAUCCAAUUUCUUUCCGUAGAGCUUCUUUAGAUGAUAGUAUUAUUAGACCCAAGAAAUUUUAUAUAAAUGAUAUUGAUUUGACUUUGAAAGAAUUAUUGGAAAAUGAAGAUACUGAUCAUAAUUAUCAAAUUACAAUUGAAGAUACUGGACCAAAAGUAUUAAAAUUAGGUACGGCUAAUUCAAAUGGGUUUAAAAAUUCCGCAGUUAGAGGUACCUAUAUGUUGUCAAAUUUAUUACAAGAGUUAACCAUUGCUAAAAGUUAUGGUAGAAAUCAAUUGAUCAUUGAUGAAGAUCGUUUAUGUGAAAAUCCAGUUAAGAGAUUGAAAAGAUUAAUUAGUACUCAAUUUUGGAAAGCUUUAACUAGAGAAAUCACCGAAGAUAACAUUGUUGAAUUAGCAAAAGAUACUAAAAUUGUUGAAGAAUAUACCGAUGAAAAUGGUGAAUAUCAUAAAAAUCGUGAAAGUAUUCGUAUCUAUAUCCCCCACGAUAGAUCGGAUCAAUACGAUUUCUUCAUGAGAAUUAAACAGAAUCAUCCUCAAAUAACCUUGGAUGUUCAAUACUUACCAGAAAAAAUUGAUGGUGAAUAUAUCAAAUCAAUCAAUAAAAAACCCGGGUUGCUUUCUUUGGCUUCUCAUCCAGAUCCUAACAAUCCCGAGAAAUUGAUUUUCGAACCUUAUGUUGUCCCCGGUGGUCGUUUUAAUGAAUUAUACGGUUGGGAUUCCUACAUGAUUGUAAUUGGUUUAUUGGUUGACACUACCCCAAAUGAUCAUACUUAUUUACGUUUAGCAAGAGGGAUGACCGAAUCGUUUAUUUAUGAAAUUAAAUACUAUGGGAAGAUUCUAAAUGCAAAUCGUUCUUAUUAUUUGGGCCGUUCUCAACCCCCAUUUUUGACCGAUAUGGCUUUAAGGGUGUUCAAUAAAUGGAUUGAAAUUCAACCCGAAUCUUUAAAUGACGGUCUUGAAUUCUUACAAAGAGCGGUUUUGGCUGCAAUAACCGAAUACGAAACCGUUUGGUGUUGUAAACCAAGAUUAGAUGAAAAAACCCAAUUAUCCUGCUAUCAUCCAAUUGGUGUUGGGGUCCCUCCAGAAACCGAACCGUCCCAUUUCAACGCUAUUUUAAAACCUUAUAGAGAAAAGUAUAAUUUAAGUCAAUUAGAAUUUAUCGAAAAAUAUAAUAAUCAUGAAAUUGAUGAACCUGAUUUAGAUGAAUACUUCUUGCAUGAUCGUGCAGUGAGAGAAUCCGGUCACGAUACUUCUUAUAGAUUAGAAGGUAAAUGUGCUCAUCUUGCUACUGUUGAUUUAAAUUCUUUACUUUAUAAAUACGAAGUUGAUAUCUCUUUCAUUAUUGAUACUUUUUUCCACGGUGAGUUGAAGAAUCCAAGAACUGGUGUUGUUGAAACUCCCUCUAAAUGGGAUAAAUUAUCCAAAAAUCGUCGUGAAAACAUUAAUAGAUACUUAUGGAAUGAUAAUGAUAAUAUUUAUUAUGACUAUAAUGUCGUUACUGGGAAACAAACCUGUUAUGAAUCAGCUACUUGUUUUUGGCCAUUAUGGUCAAAAGCAGCCACUACUGAACAUGCUAAAAAAUUAGUCACCCAUUCUUUAUCAAAAUUUGAAGAAUUCGGUGGUUUGGUUAGUGGUACUUUGAAAAGUCGUGGUGGAAUUGGUAUCCACCGUCCUUCUCGUCAAUGGGAUUAUCCUUACGGGUGGGCCCCUCAACAGAUUUUGGCCUGGAUUGGCUUAUCCAAUUAUGGCUUUGAUGGUAUCGCUCGCCGUUUGGUUUACCGUUGGUUAUUCAUGAUGAUUCGUGCUUUCGUUGACUACAAUGGGGUUGUUGUUGAAAAAUAUAACGUGGUCGAAACUGAAGCUCCCCAUAAAGUCGAUGCUGAAUACGGUAAUCAAGGUGCAGACUUCAAAGGUGUUGCAAAAGAAGGCUUUGGCUGGGUUAAUGCCAGUUUUGAAUUCGGUUUAUCCUUUUUAAACUUACAUGCUGAAAGAAACUUGGGUACCCUAACUCCUCCUGACGUCUUUAUGAAGAAUUUACACGAAUCCCAGAAAGAUUUAUAUAGUUAA
Messenger RNA from Hyphopichia burtonii NRRL Y-1933, 2466 nucleotides. RefSeq names its product alpha,alpha-trehalase NTH1 (gene NTH1). The transcript has a single exon. Bases 1 to 2466 code for a protein of 821 amino acids. Gene Ontology annotation, cellular component: cytoplasm. The record is from RefSeq and is a predicted model, not a curated record. Gene Ontology annotation, molecular function: alpha,alpha-trehalase activity; calcium ion binding. Gene Ontology annotation, biological process: trehalose catabolic process. Lineage: Eukaryota; Fungi; Ascomycota; Pichiomycetes; Serinales; Debaryomycetaceae.